This is a messenger RNA of Limulus polyphemus (Atlantic horseshoe crab), 1434 nucleotides long. RefSeq names its product membrane-associated progesterone receptor component 1-like. Bases 39 to 665 code for a protein of 208 amino acids. The record is from RefSeq and is a predicted model, not a curated record. The transcript has 3 exons. NCBI's taxonomy places the organism in Eukaryota, Metazoa, Arthropoda, Merostomata, Xiphosura, Limulidae. Gene Ontology annotation, cellular component: membrane; endomembrane system.
AGCGAGAAAUGGCGAGAGCUUAGUCUUCUGAAAUAAAAAUGGUAGAACAAGCGGAAAGUUAUACUGAAGUUCCUGAACCGGCUUCUAUUAUUAGCCAGGUUAUAAAUGAAAUUUUUCUUAACCCUCUCAAUCUAAUUCUUUUAACAAUAUGCGGUUUUCUGAUAUACAAGAUAUUUUUUGCUAAAGAACGAACUCCGUCACCAACACCAAAAUCCAAAGAAGUAGAACUCCCACCAUUGAAAAAAAGAGACAUGACACUCGAAGAGCUGAAAAAUUACAAUGGAAUGGACUCUGAUGGCAGAAUAUGUGUUGCUGUAAAUGGGAAAAUAUUUGACGUAACCAAAGGGAAACGAUUUUAUGGACCAGGUGGUCCAUAUUAUGCUUUUGCUGGUCGAGAUGCUUCCAGAGGAUUAGCCACUUUCUCGGUAGAAGCAGCUAAUGACGAAUAUGAUGAUCUUUCAGACUUGAAUACCAUGCAGAUGGAAAGUGUAAGGGAAUGGGAGAUGCAAUUUAAAGAAAAAUACCACUAUGUUGGAAGAUUAUUAAGGUCUGGUGAAGAACCAACUGACUAUUCAGAUGAUGAGGAAACUAGUCAAGACCAAAGUCUAAAAGAUGGAGAAAAGUCAGACAAAGAACACCCUGAAGAAAAAAACAAAGAGGAAUAAAUAUAUAAAUGAAAUAAAAAUAUUUGAGCAGUACACUUUUUAAAACAGCUGUCUGUGUGGUGCAAACUUUAGCAGGAUGUAAUUCAUUUUUUUAAGAGUCCUUGCUCAAAACAGUUGUGAUUGUGAGGAUUUUGUAGUGUAAUUGGGUAAAAUAAAAAUGAUCCAAAACAUGAUUUUCUGUUUGUUUUCCAAAUGAAACAAAAACAAUUGAAGUUGGAGGUUGUCUUGCAGGUCAUAAAAUGUGGCUAGCUUUGUUUCUACUGUAUCUUUUGUCAUUGUACUUGUUCCCAGUGUUUGUGUUUCUAUUAGGGUCAUAUAUUGUAAAUGAAAGUGUUUCUAAAAGUGAAUUUUUUUACUGGUACUUAUUGAAAUGAGCAUUACUACUACUACUCUUAUCUGUAAACACUGUGUGUGUCUAAUCACAAUAUAUGAAACCAUGUCACAGAUUAUUGUAAAAGUAUCGUUUUCUGUCCGGUCUUUACUAAAGUCCAGUGAAUGUAGAAUAUGUUACCCGAAAUGUAGAAGCAAAAGAAUGGUGUUUACAUGAAGUACAUUAAUGUAAUUAAUUAUAUCAACCUGUAGCUAAGGAAGGCAACAUUUUGUUGUAUGAAAGAGAUUACUGUUAGGAGUAAUGUUUUUUUUUAGUGUUUGAUAGAUUUCCAUUUAUAUUUGUUAAGAAAAUGUUUUGACAAUGUUAUAAAUCAGGAAUUGAUGUAAAAAUGUUUCAUACAUGGAAUUGUGGGUUCUUAAAUAAACAGAUGUUGAAUAA